AUGACAAUGAUUUUAGAGUUAAUAAAAGAUGCAUUUGAAUAUGCAAACAUUCCAAGUUCAUUCUAUGAAGCCAAGAAAUCAAUCACAAAACUUGGUUUGAAUUAUGUAAAGAUACCCGCAUGUCCAAACGGUUGGUUGGGUUCACUUUCUGGGUGGAACACAUACACAGGACUUGCUUGCCCAUCGUGUAACUUUCAAACUACACCUCUCCGUCUUAAAGCUAGUCGUAAAUGGUGUUUUAUGGGUCAUCGUCGUUUCCUUGAUCGGAGACACAGGUUUAGAUUGAACAAGAUCCGCUUUAAUGGUGAACAAGAAAUGCGGAGUCCACCGAGAACAUUAUCUGGACAUGAAGUUUUUGAAAAGGUUAAAUAUGUUGAAGUCAUCUUUGGUAAAAAGGCAGUGAAAGAAAAAUUAGUAAAAAGAACACGUGAGGAACAACCUAUAGAAGAUGAUAGUACACAAUGUGAUCCUACAAAAGAAGUUAAACUUGGAUGUCCUGUUCAUUAUCGAUGGAUGUAUCCUGUUGAAAGGUACUUGGGAAAACUUAAAUCGUGUGUACGUAAUAAGGCAAAACCAGAAGGGUCUAUUGCAGAAGGAUACCUUUUUGAAGAGAUUCUUACAUUUUGUUCAAGAUAUCUAGAAAAUAUUGAGACUAGAUGGAAUCAACCUGGACGUGUAGAUGACGACCCUAUUGAUGAUAUCCAAACUGCUUCACGUGUAGCUGAAUUAUUUCCUAGAGUUGGAAAACCUGUGGGUGGAUCUUCUUAUUACACCCUAACACCAACUGAAAAAUUGCAGGCUCAUAGACACGUUUUAACAAACUGUCCAAUAGUUGACGACUAUCUAAAGCAGUUUCGAAGUUUUACUCAAAACCAAAUGAGGCGCAGUCAAAGAAGUGCUACAGAGAUAGACAAGAAGGUUCAUAAGGAGUUUGCACAUUGGUUCAGCAAUCGUAUUCGCAACAAUCUUGACAACAUUCAUGGGCCAGAUAAAGAUGUUCUCAUUAGUCUUGCUCAUGGACCUUUUGAUAAAGUUAAAAGAUUUACCGCGUUCAAUGUCAAUGGAUUCAAGUUUCGAACGUUGGAACGAGACAAUCUUUUAAAAACUCAAAAUAGUGGAGUUUUUGGCAUGUUUGGGACACGAAGUUAUUCAAGCAAUAGUGAUACCCAAAUGAGAUUUGGAGGGGUCCCUUACUAUGGAAGAUUAAUAGAUAUUAUUGUGCUUUCCUAUGAUGGCUUCACAGUGCCCAUGUUUAAAUGUGAAUGGGCUAAUACCAUAAACCCAAGAGGAAUUAAGAUAGAUAAGUUGGGUUUUACCUCUAUAAACUUUGCAAGACUACUACAUACUAGUGAACAUGAAGAUAAUGAGCCAUAUAUUCAAGCAUCUGAAGCUCAUAUGGUUUUUUAUGUAGAUGAUGAGAGUGAACAAGGAUGGAGCAUACCUGUUCAUUUGAAGCCAAGAGACUUGUAUGACAUGGGUGGAAAUGAUGAAAUUAUGACACCCAUUGAGCCAUAUCCAUCACAAAAUUUGGAACAAAUCUUUUCAAAUGAUGAUCUUGGAACUUCAGCGACAAAUGAUGACAAUAGUUAA
Vicia faba (fava bean) is the source of this 1590-nucleotide messenger RNA. Lineage: Eukaryota; Viridiplantae; Streptophyta; Magnoliopsida; Fabales; Fabaceae. The record is from the annotation of a GenBank genome assembly.